Messenger RNA from Mytilus trossulus (common blue mussel), 673 nucleotides. Its product is annotated as GTP-binding protein Rhes-like. The record is from RefSeq and is a predicted model, not a curated record. NCBI's taxonomy places the organism in Eukaryota, Metazoa, Mollusca, Bivalvia, Mytilida, Mytilidae. Bases 26 to 673 code for a protein of 215 amino acids. The transcript has 2 exons. Gene Ontology annotation, molecular function: GTP binding; GTPase activity.
UGAUUGUGGAGCUUUGACUAAAGACAUGGCGUCCAUUCGUCAGAGAUCCGGCAGUCAAGGAGCAGCAUCGAAUGAGGUACAUUAUAGAAUUGUUGUACUCGGAGCUGCUGGUGUGGGUAAAUCAUCCAUCAUAUCACAGUUUUUAUACGAAAGGUUUAAUAGUGAAUAUAAAGAGACAGUAGAGGAAUUACACCGAGGACAGUAUAACAUUGGAGGUAUUAAACUGACAUUAGAUAUUCUGGAUACUGCUGGACAUAGGGAAUUUCCCGCCAUGAGAAAGUUAGCGAUAACAACCAGUGAUGCAUUUGUUUUAGUGUAUUCAGUUACGGAUAUGACUUCGUUUGAUGAGGUACAAAAACUACGAGAAGAAAUAAUAUCUCAGCGUGGUAAAGUGCCCAUAGUUAUAGUGGGAAAUAAAGCUGAUAUAAACACUGAUGUGCCGACAAUGGACACAGAAACAAUUGAAUCAAUAGCUUGUGUAGACUGGGAAUCAGGCUUUGUACAGGCUUCAGCUAAGGAAAAUACGAACAUUGUAGGAAUUUUUCAAGAACUGUUACGGCUGUCUAAAUUUUCUAAUUCAUUAAGUCCGGAUUUAAUACGGAGACGGAUGUCUAUGCCAGUUUCAUUAUCAUCGCAAUCUCUUGUAAAAAGACAAAGUUGUGUAAUAUCAUAA